GCGGAGACUAGUAGAAGUCGAAGGCUGAACAUAGAUUUCUCGAUUUCUAGUGAUCGCAUGGUGAGUUUCUGGUCAUACAAGGGUAAAGACAGCUACACGAGAACUUCACAAACAGACUCGUGUACGACAUGAUCAAACAAUUUUUCCGCCCUUUGCUCUCGGUUCGUCCGCUUCGCUGUAUGGUGGAUGAACGGUUCGACGUGCGCGUGCAGGGUUUAUUGCCCGGUGUCCGAGUCACGCUGCACGCGCGGCUUCGUUCAGAGGACGGUGACUUUUGGGAAGGUUUCGGUCACUAUGUUAGUGAUGAGACAGGAAAUGUCAAAGUAUGUAAAGAUGCCAGUCUUGGUGGAUCAUAUGACGGAGUUGAGUCAGUGGGUUUGCUGUGGAGUAUGAAGCCGAUUCCUGGAAGUAGGACAGGCCUCAGGUAUAGGAAGAAGGAUGUCCAGGCACAGACUGACGUACACAUUUCUGUGUACAAAGACCACUUAACACACAGUUUCCAGGAGAAAACUCCUCUGGCAUCAGUCGUGGCAGAGCGGUGGUACUUGGCCCCUGGAGUCCAGAGAGUGGAUGUUACAGAGAAAGGGUUAAAGGGGACUCUUUUUAUCCCACCAGGUCCUGGUCCAUUUCCAGCUGUACUGGACCUCUGGGGUGGAGGAGGGGGUCUAGUGGAAUAUCGCUCUGGUCUUCUAGCAUCCAGAGGCUACGCCGCAUUAUCUUUAGAGUAUUGUGACCAUAAGGAUGAGGUUGGAAAGCCACGGAAUGUGGGGAUUGAAUACUUUGAGGCAGCCAUCAAUUUGCUGAGGCAGCAUCCACAGGUGUGUCCUGAAAGAGUCGCCAUUUUGGGUUUGUCAUACGGGGCUUUUUUGUCCAUGCACAUGGCGGCAUAUUCUUCAGUGAUAAAGCCCAGCUGUAUAGUCUGUAUUAGUCUGAGCCAUGUUAUACCUGGCAGUGGAGGUAUGGUUGAUAUGCCAGGACUGAUCAAGAGAAUGAUCCAGAAAAAGCACUAUGAUAAGGAAAAGCGACAGAUUUGGAGAGAUUCCCUGCUACCAAUACCAGAUGACCCUUCGAAAAAACUUGACGUGGGUCGUAUCAAAUGUCCCAUUUUAUUGAUUGUUGGGGAAGAUGAUCAGAGUUGCCCUGCAUCAGAGUCAGCAGAUGAUAUGAAGCGGAUGAUGGAGCGAGGUGGUAAUAGUCACUUGUUGACCAUUCUGUCCUACCCUGGAGCUGGACACCUUAUAGAGCCUCCUUACACUCCACAUUGCCAAGCCAGUAACUUCAUGUUGGCAGAGACAACGAGUAAAGUGUUGAUCCUGUGGGGUGGACAUACAAAGGCUCACAGUCAAGCUCAGGAAGAUUCCUGGAACAAAAUUCUGUCCUUUUUUGAGCAGUACCUCUACAGAAACCCAAGCGAUUCGAGCCACAUUUAUUUCCAGAAAAUUUAAAUCUUCUCCAGAUUACUUAUCAUGUUGUGCCUUAUAUCAGCUAUUGAAGAACAAUCAUUGGAUUAUAAAUCUAUGCUUAAAAUUUAUGUAACCUGCGUAUGACUUAUGAUGCAGAAUUAGUCAAAGUUCUGAUAGAGGACUGAUUUGAUUUGCAAAUUGUAAAUCUGUAGCUGAUGCUCAUGUAAAGGAUGCCUUAGUUGCCUUAGUGAGUUUAGAAAUAGAAAUAGCCUUUAUUUGUCACAUAUACAUUACAGUACAGUGAAAUUCUUUCUUCGCAUAUCCCAUCCUUGGAGGUUGUACUAGUAAAAUGAACUGAACAGAAAGAAAGCAGCCUUGCCCUCAUUUGCUUAAUUAUUUAAAUCAACGGAUGAUAUCUUAAAUGAAGUAAAUUGGAUUAGUAAUAAAUGUAAGGGAUAAUAAUACCUGGUUUCUGCUCUGAUUAUGUGACUUGACUACAACUAAAACUCUUGAUACAAAGAAGCAUGAAAGAAUCAAAGUGUGCUGUGAAAGUGGUCAUCCCCAAACUGUUCCCACAAAGUUGGGAGCAUGAAAUGGUCCAUAAUGUCUUGGUAUGAAGCUGAAGCAUUAAGAGUUCCUUUCACUGGAACUAAGCGGCCGAGCCCAACCCCUGAAAAACAACAUCUGAAUUCAGUGAGUUGGAGGGGUGUCCCAAAACUUUACAAUACAGUGUAAUUUAAUUUAGGUUUCUAAUUACUAGACAGUAUUAUGUAGAGUGAGUGUGAUCAAUUCAUGUAAUAAUAUUGUGAUCCAAUUAAGAUCCGGGUUUUAAUCAGGGCUGUGAAAU
Molecule: messenger RNA, 2250 nt
Organism: Hemibagrus wyckioides
Lineage: Eukaryota; Metazoa; Chordata; Actinopteri; Siluriformes; Bagridae
Gene: acot19
Product: acyl-CoA thioesterase 19
Exons: 10
Coding region: 129-1445 (438 amino acids)
Biological process (GO): acyl-CoA metabolic process; fatty acid metabolic process
Molecular function (GO): fatty acyl-CoA hydrolase activity
Source: RefSeq, a predicted model, not a curated record